UUAUAGACUCAGAUUACCAUGAAUAAGGUUGCAGCUCUACACAAGAAGAAGAGAAAAGAUUUUAUAGGUUACUUUUUGGGAUUUGUGAUAUUUUUGUAUUGCACGGUCCAUCUUGUGUCAUUUACAGCAAAAACAACUCAGGAAACUCACUCUGCCAGGGUGCGCCGGGCUCUUGAAAAUGAGACAGAAUGCAUCUCACCACAGUCCUCCGAGUUUCCUGAAGGCUUCUUCACGGUGCAGGAGAGGAAGGAUGGAGGGCUCGUCAUUUAUUUUAUGCUCAUUUUCUACAUGCUUUUGGCUGUCGCAAUAGUCUGCGACGAUUAUUUUCUGCCAUCUUUAGAAGUGAUCAGUGAACGUCUGGGACUGUCUCAGGAUGUUGCAGGUGCCACAUUUAUGGCAGCUGGGAGUUCUGCGCCAGAACUAGUCACAGCCUUUCUGGGUGUGUUUGUGACAAAGGGAGACAUUGGGGUCAGCACCAUUGUGGGAUCAGCAGUCUACAACCUGCUAGGAAUCUGUGCUGCAUGUGGACUUUUGGCCUCUAUGGCGGGGCGUCUCACCUGUUGGCCACUGUUCAGGGACUGCCUGGCAUAUGGCAUCAGUGUUGCAGCUGUUAUUGCCAUCAUUUCUGAUAACAAGGUGUACUGGUAUGAUGCUGCCUCACUGCUGCUGGUCUAUGGCGUCUACAUCGUAGUUCUGUGCUUUGACCUUCGCAUCAGUGAGUUUGUCCUGAGGAAGCUGAGCCCUUGCUGCACCUGUCUGGGUAAAGGAUCUGGGGAAAAGACUGAGACGCGGCCUCUGAUAGGCUGGAAUGACGACACCAGCCUUCGAGUCCACAGUCGCUCCAGAACCGACAGCGGCAUCUUCCAGGACGACUCAGGAUACUCUCACCUGUCUCUGAGCCUGCAUGGCCUCAAUGAGAUUCCUGAAGAGGAUAAAAGCGUGUUUGCCGUGCCAGAGAGUGACCUGAAACGGAUCCUCUGGGUUCUCUCUCUGCCCAUCAUCACUCUGCUUUUCCUGACCAUCCCUGACUGCAGGAGAAGGUUCUGGAAGCAGUGGUUCAUGAUAACCUUCAUUAUGUCAGCGGUCUGGAUCUCAGGUUUCACAUACCUGCUGGUGUGGAUGGUCACUGUUGUCGGUGAGACCCUUGGCAUUCCUGAUACAGUUAUGGGACUCACGUUGCUUGCUGCUGGAACCAGUAUACCUGACACCGUAGCCAGUGUGAUGGUGGCCAGAGAAGGGAAAGCUGACAUGGCCAUGUCCAACAUAGUGGGCUCUAAUGUUUUCGACAUGCUCUGUCUGGGCUUGCCUUGGUUCAUCAAGACUGCCUUUGUGGAUACCAACAACCCUGUAGAGGUCAACAGCACUGGACUGGUCUUUAUUUCCUCCACACUUCUCCUUUCAAUCAUCUUCCUUUUUGUAGCCGUCCAUGUUAACGGAUGGAAACUGGACUGGAAGUUGGGACUCGUUUCUCUCAUCUGCUACAUCAUCUUUGCCACUCUGUCCAUCCUGUAUGAGUUGGGCAUUAUUGGGAAUAAUCCCCUAAGACUGUGCAGUGACUGAGAUCUGACCCCUCCAGGACUGAAGCUAUAUUGUUGUGUUUUUGGACUCUAAUAGUCCAAAAACACAACAGAAAUGUUAAGCCUCUAAAUCUUCAAAUGUCAAGACAAGGAGGCACGGUUCCACUCACAUACUUCUGAAGAUAUUGGAGCAUGGAAUAUGUGUGCAGGUCACAUCUCAGGAAGAGGAUGAUCUCUGUUAGUAGUAUAUUUCACCAAAGGUGGAAAUUUACUGAAGAUCAUUUUCUUGUUUGUGCCUGCUAAACUCCAGACUGUUACACAAUGAAGAUCUGUUAUCACAUCCUGAGAUGUCUUCCGUCUUAUUCAAGGCCCAAGAAUGGAAAAU
Molecule: messenger RNA, 1902 nt
Organism: Toxotes jaculatrix (banded archerfish)
Lineage: Eukaryota; Metazoa; Chordata; Actinopteri; Toxotidae
Gene: slc24a5
Product: solute carrier family 24 member 5
Exons: 9
Coding region: 19-1560 (513 amino acids)
Biological process (GO): calcium ion transmembrane transport; melanocyte differentiation; intracellular calcium ion homeostasis
Cellular component (GO): membrane
Molecular function (GO): calcium channel activity; calcium, potassium:sodium antiporter activity
Source: RefSeq, a predicted model, not a curated record